Zophobas morio is the source of this 3629-nucleotide messenger RNA. RefSeq names its product kinase suppressor of Ras 2 (gene ksr). Gene Ontology annotation, molecular function: ATP binding; protein kinase activity. The coding region runs from base 139 to 2862 and encodes 907 amino acids. The record is from RefSeq and is a predicted model, not a curated record. The transcript is spliced from 11 exons. Gene Ontology annotation, cellular component: cytoplasm. Lineage: Eukaryota; Metazoa; Arthropoda; Insecta; Coleoptera; Tenebrionidae. Gene Ontology annotation, biological process: Ras protein signal transduction; protein phosphorylation.
GAUGGCCGAUGACAAGAAUCGGAUUGAAUAAAAAUCCAGCGCUAAUUUGCUGUAAAAACUGUAAAAAUAGUGAUAUGUAAAUAUAUAUGUUAUUCAUAAAUGUAAAUAUUAGCCCGUAACUGUACUGUGAUAUUGGUAAUGGCCGAUGCGGACGCGACGGAGCAGGAAAGGAAAGAGCUUCACAUAAUUCAAUCCAUGAUUGAUGUUUCUGCUCAACGCUUAGAGGGGCUCCGGACACAAUGUGCGACCAGCGCGGAACUGACCCAACAAGAGAUCCGAACCCUAGAGGGCAAACUCAUCAAACUCUUCUCGAACCAACUCGUCACCAAGCUAAAAGUACAUGACAAAGACGUCGAGCACAUCCCGUCGCUGCGCCAGUGGCUGCAGGUGGUCGGCCUCAACGCCGCCUCCAUCCAGAGCAUCUGCGACCGGAUCGCCACCAUCGAGGAGCUCCAGGAGAAGUCCGAGCACGAGCUGAGGAUGAUCCUCAACGAGCACGCGCCCCCCGAGGAGCUCAACCGGCUGUGCCGCGCCCUCCACAACCUGAAGCGCUACACAGAUGUCUUGAAGAAGGGGGAGAACGAAAACUCGGAUAUGAACCUGUACUGGGACUCGUGGGACCGCGGCGAGAAGCAGCAGACGAUGAAGACGCUGGCGGCGCCGGCGGCGCCCGUCGCGGCGCCGGUGCCGCCAGUCGGGGGGCUGUCGCCGCGGACGGGGCGCUCGCGGGCCGCCAGGGCCUCGGUCCCGUCCGAGGAGAGUUUAAGUGUGUUCAACAGUCGCGGAGGUGCGAUCCCUCCCUCCUCCUCUGUGUCUAGCAUCAAUUCUCUGAAUGCUCACUGUGUGCUUGGGCCUCCCCUUACUCCCCCGCCCCAAACCAGGGGGAAAGGAAUGAAGUUUCCGACGACGCCGCCGCCGCGACGCAAGCACCUCACCGGCAUCCAGAGUGCGGCUUUGUUGGCCGACUCUUUCCCCUUGACGAAGAGCAAGUCGCACGAGUCGCAGUUGGCCAAGGGCGACAACGGGGAGAUCGUCAAUUCCGAGAAGCCGUCGGGGAAGAGGUCGCGCUUGCCCACCGAGCCGGGUCCCGACACGGAUUCGCCGAGUCCGAUCCUGACUAGUCCGAUUAAGUCGCCCCCGUACAACGCAGGGACGGACAGCGACGACAAUAGCUACAAAUCCGCGACGAGUCUACAAGUGCCCAAGUCCCCCCGGACCCCUACUCCCGUAGUGAGGAACAUGACGCACCAGAUCAACCACAGGUUCACCAAGACGUUCAAGAUGAUGGCGACGUGCGGCUACUGCCAGAAGCAGAUUUAUUUCGGCACGGGGUUGAAGUGCAAGGAGUGCAAGUACACCUGUCACCGGGACUGCGAGGAGAGGGUGACGCCGUCGUGCGGCCUCCCGCCGGAGUUCCUCGACGAGUUCAAGAAAAAACUAUCUUGCGACGGCCAGUUCUUCUCGUCUCCAAUCAUGGGCAAAGCGAGCAACACGAAGAACAUCAUCAACUUCAACAGGAGGAAGAAGUCGCACCCGCAGCCCUCGAUCAACAUUCCGCAGUUUCCGCCCCCCGACUCCAGCUCGAACACGUCGAGUUGCAACAGCUCAACCCCUUCCAGUCCCGCCGUGCAGAGCAUACCGACACCCCACGCUAGUCAGAAACAACAACAGUUCCACUUUCCUGGUACGACGAGAUUGGUAGACGCUGUAACGAAUUUGUUGGCAGAUUUGUCGCAGAGCGAGCCGAACGACUUCACGGUCGAGACGCACCCGGUGAACGCGCACCACCACGACGUCGUGGUCGCACACCUCCCGGCGAACCGCACGCCAUCGGCUUCUGGGGCGAGCACAGACUCAGAGCGGACGCCGGUGCGGGUGGACUCGCAGGAGAGCCAGGUGUCGGACACGGAGACCGUCACCGACGGCCACCGCUGGCCGAGGCAGAACAGCAUGUCGAUGAGGGAAUGGGACAUCCCGUACGAGGAGCUGCGAAUGGGCGACGUCAUCGGCACGGGCCGCUUCGGCACCGUGUACCGCGGCUACUGGCACGGCGACGUCGCCGUCAAGGUGCUCAACAUGAGCCACCUCAACGACGAGAAGGCGCUCGAGCAAUUCAAAAGCGAGGUCUCGAUGUUCAGGAAGACGCGCCACGAAAACGUCAUUUUGUUCAUGGGGGCGUGCAUGCAGCCCCCGAAGCUGGCCAUCGUGACGAGCCUGAGCAAGGGGAUGACCCUAUACACGCACCUCCACCUGAGGAAGGACAAGUUCAACAUGAACAAAACGACCGUGGUGGCGCAGCAGAUCUCGCAGGGAAUGGGCUACUUGCACGCGCGCGGCAUCAUCCACAAAGAUUUGAAAAGCAAAAACAUUUUUUUAGAUAACGGGAAGGUCGUCAUUACGGACUUUGGGUUGUUCAGCGUGACCAAACUGUGUUUCGGGAAUCGCAAAAACGACAGUUUGUGGAUACCUCCCGGUUGGCUGUGCUACUUAUCACCUGAAAUUAUCCGAAAACUGCACGCUCAUCAAUUGCACGCUGAAGAGCUGCCUUUCAGCAAGUCGUCGGAUGUUUACGCUUUCGGGACCGUGUGGUACGAGUUGUUGUGCAGCGAGUGGCCUUUUAAAACGCAACCACCCGAGGCAAUAAUCUGGCAGGUGGGUAAGGGUAUGAAGCAGCCUUUAGCAAAUCUCCAAGCUUCUCGAGACGUUAAGGAUAUAUUGAUGCUGUGUUGGUCGUUUCGCGAGGAGGACCGGCCGGAUUUCGUUCGACUGGCGAACUUCUUCGACAAGUUGCCGAAGAAGCGGCUAGCGCGCAGUCCCUCUCACCCGAUUCACCUGUCUCGGUCGGCCGAAUCGGUGUUUUAAUGAGCGAAAAAAACCCCUCUAUGUGUGCAAUUUUGCCUUGAAGGUUUUGGCUAAGCAAAACCGUGUACAAAUGUAUGUGCGAUGGAAGAAUGUGCUUAUGAUCUAUUUUUUAAAUUAUUGAAGUCGUGACGAAGCGAAGAGUUGUUAUGAACGAGGAGCUCUCGGAGGUCAUAAUCGCCCACCGCGAGGUACGUGGGCGAUUCUGACCGGUUUUUUCCCAGUAUUGCAUUUUACUGUGAUCUUAAAGUAUAGUGUAACCGCAAUAUUUUAUUUUUGAGUUGUCGUGUUUCAGAGUAUUAUUUAAGCGGAGUUAACCAAAUCGAUCGAAAAGGAGUCUUUUUUUGUCAAAUGAACAGUGGUAGAAUAGUGCCUGUUUUUAUUUCCUGACGUUUGAGGUUAGGCGACGAGCCCAUCCUUUUUGUAUUUUGGCGUGCAGUUGGUAGUUGCGAUUUUUUUUUUUUUUCUUCCGACUGAGUGGUAACUGCACUUUCGACUGUCGUUAAAUUAUUUUUGCCAACAUUGUUGUAAAUAGUGUAUGUAAAUAUGGAAGUGUCGAGUCUCCACGACGGUGUACAUAUGUUGAAAUGCAUUCCCAAAAUGUUUCUGUCACUCUAGUCAAUUUACAAUGAUAUGUCCAGGGCGGGGCAAUAAUUGCUGGAACGGUUAUUUGUCGCUCCGAUCUUGAUCCCAUACUUAUACAUUCUGAUCUGCAGUCAAUGUACAUUAUUAAGGGAUUAGGGUAAAUAAACUAUUAUACAAAUACAAAA